Molecule: messenger RNA, 1545 nt
Organism: Fusarium redolens
Lineage: Eukaryota; Fungi; Ascomycota; Sordariomycetes; Hypocreales; Nectriaceae
Exons: 1
Coding region: 1-1545 (514 amino acids)
Source: RefSeq, a predicted model, not a curated record
AUGGACUCAUCUCCGCUUGUAAAAGCACACGAUCAUGUGCGCGCCGCGAGUGUCGCUCACCACUCGUCCGAUAGCACCGUCGCAAUAACCGAACACACUCAGGCCGCUGGCGAGUUCGCCAACGCUGCGAGAUCGACCUCUAGCAUCGAAGCUCUGCGAACACUGAAGCUCCUAGAACAACAUCAUCGUAGGAUCGUCGAGAUUUUAAACCGACCGACCGAACCUACCUCCCAGGCCAGCGAUGCCGAUCUCAACGAGAAGGAUUCGUCCACCAAAACGAAUGCUCCCACCCAAGAUGCGGACGACAAAAAGGAAAACAAGAAGGACUCAACGGCGUCAAAGAAACUGUCUCCUCCUACCCAACGCAGAUAUGCUCCCCGGGAGAUGUCCUCUUCCAUCGCCAGUAACUUGGCUACCGCUCGUGGCAUCCGAUCAAAGUAUAGAGGCCAACCUCUCGCGCCCAGCGUUUCCAACGACCAAGCUCCCGGAAAUCUAGAUGCAGCCUCGCACCCUCGCGGAACCAAGGCCAAGAUGCAGACUAUCAUCGAUCAUCAACCUGGCAAACCGACCUGGGUUCCACCUGUCGCUGCAACCACACGAUCCGAUAGUUAUGGUAAAGGUUCAUCGUCCCCACGCACCGAUACAACUUCCUCUGCGGCAAGCAGUGACGACGGAGGAUAUACUCGGUUCUACAACACCUUCGGAAGUCUCAUAAACAAGAUCUCAGCACCCUUGGCAUUUGCCGGUCUGCCACUGAUACAAGAGGAAUCCACCAUUACAGAAACACCUGACUCCCCAGAAAUGUCUCCCAGUCCCAAGCGUAGUCACCUUAAGGCGUCCCCGUCCAAGGUCUUAGAACCAGACCUUAGCAAGAUCUACUCCAAGGCAACCAUGCAGGCUCUUGUUAGAGAAGGGCACGGAGCUAACGAUUCUUUCUACGUUGUGCCCAGUACUGGCCACACUAUGUCUUAUGCAAAUAUCCUGAGCUUUGCCGAGAAGGAAAAGAGAAGACUCGGGGCAUCAUCCCACAGUGAUCUCCUCGAUGUUCCUGAUGAAGAUGACGACGACUUUGUGGAUGCUCGAGAAGCACCCCCGCUGUCGCCCGGAGCCAAACGUCGUAUUGGCCGUGCCCGUACUGACAAGGACUUCAACAACAUCAUCGAAGAGCUAUACACUGAAAACAAAUCUCUCAAGGACACGUUAGAUAAACUUACCAAGCGGCUCCACGCCUUUGAAGCCAGUGCUCAGAAUUCCGCAAUGGCUCUUGCCGAAAGUUACCGUCUCAUGCGCCCUGGAUCGCCCACUGCUUCACCACAUACCAGCAAAGUUGCAGAUGAAUCCUUACGACGCAAGAACCAAGAGUUGGAGGAACAGCUCACCGCAGCCGUCAAACAGAUGGAACGACUGGAAAAGGACAACCGGAAGAUGCAAAAGGUUUUGGAUAAGUAUCGUGAGAAGUGGGAGACAUUGAAGGCUGGGGCGAAAGCUCGGAGAGAGGCUCAAGGAACGGGCGAGAGCGUGGAUGAUGCAUCCACAGCUGGGUAA